AUGGCCUUCAUCGACUUCGAGAAUAUGCCAUCGCCUGCCCCAUCAUACAGCUCGACCUUUGACUCGCAAGAUAUUUCGGAUAUGCCUCGGCACACGAGCUUCACUGCAGUGCCUCACAAUGGCAUACCGUAUCAUCAAUCUGCCAAAUAUGAACCACCAGCUUCAGCAUUUCAACUAUGGGAGAAGCGGCAGCCAGAAGAUGAAGAACGCGCUCAAGUCAAACCCGACUACUCGGAUCCCAAUCAUCCGCAAUUUGCAAACUCAACUCCACCGGGAUUUCCAGCGGCACUUCCUCCACGACACAGCCGCAUACCCGCAAAACGUGUCUUGAUCCCCUGGAUACUGUUUGUAAUCUUCUUCCUCACUACCAUGUGGUACACAUCCAUGCUAUUUGGCGCACGGUUCCUGUCAAUUGUCAGACCAGUCCCACCGAGCUUUGCCGCACAGGAGAUCACCGUUUAUAUUCAUGGAGAGCUAGUGCAGGGGACUGUGUCAGUAUCCACAAGACUCUUUGCCGCCCCGACUAGCACCACAACAUCUAUUGUGCAGACGCCAAGUCCAACGAACACUUUACCCAUUAGUGGGAACGAUGGAUUACCUGAUGUAGGUAAUGAGCUUGGCAGGAUAUCAUCAGAUGUGGGGAGAACUGCUGCCUCGGCGCCUACAGGCUUCGUCACAAUCACGAGAGGGAUACCUUGA
Molecule: messenger RNA, 699 nt
Organism: Bipolaris oryzae ATCC 44560
Lineage: Eukaryota; Fungi; Ascomycota; Dothideomycetes; Pleosporales; Pleosporaceae
Exons: 1
Coding region: 1-699 (232 amino acids)
Source: RefSeq, a predicted model, not a curated record